AUGACCUUUCCCGUGGUCCCCGUGUGUAACACGGUCCAGGAUGUUGAAGAGUUUUCACUCUGUGGCACGGUGGUGCUUCCGUUCAAAGCCACCGACAACUACAACAAGCACUUUAUCCAGAACUUUCCCCGAGUCAAUGUGAUUAUUGAUCUUCGUCAAGCUGAGGAGGCUGAUGUCACCAAAGUAUUGAACUUGGGUGUCGCUCAAGUAAUUGUCGAUGACAAGGAAAAGGCUUCUGGUUUCCCCGUCUCCAGAGUAAUCGUGGUGGGCGAGGACUUGGUGACUGACACAUCCAAAGCCCCCGACGGGAAUGACCGCAAGUAUGUGGAAUUCGGCACCGAUGCCAAGCAGGAGCAGCUCAACGAAGUGGCCAAGAAGGGCUUCAUUUCUUUGGUCCCGGUAACUGUUCUCACUACCAACCCGAAAGAUACUCUGAAGGUCAAUGUUGGUGAAGUGUUCACUCUGACACUCACCACUGAUAGACCCGAUAAUUUGUACACAACUUUGGUUACCGACCCCGAAGGUGUGUGCCUUGGUGUUGUGUACUCCUCUAUUGCCUCGAUUCACGAGCUGAUUUCCCUGAAAAGUGGUGUUUACCAGCUGCGCAAACGUCCCAAUGAACUCUGGUACAAGGGAGCAACUCUGGGUGCUACUCAACAGCUUUUGAGUCUUUCAAAGGACUGCGACAAUGAUGUGGUCAAGUUCGUUGUCACUCCGAAGUCAGGCUACGGUUUCUGCCACAACUCCAGCGAUUACUCGUGCUUUGGCGACAGACAAUUGGCUGAAGCGGACGCUGCUGUGGGUGGUGGUAUCAGGAAGCUUAGUAAUCUCUUGAGCCAACGCAAGGUAAGUGCUCCCGAGGGUUCUUACACCGCAAGAUUGUUCAACGAUGACGCUUUACUUGUGGCUAAGCUCAAGGAAGAACUUGACGAGCUCAUUGACGCUGGUAAACAAAACGACAAGGCUGAAAUUGCUUGGGAGGCGGCUGACUUAUUGUACUUUAUUCUUACUUGGUGUACCAAGUACGGAGUGCUGUUAGCGGACAUCGAAAAGAAUCUUGACAUUAAAUCUCUCAAGGUGACCAGAAGAAAGGGUGAUGCCAAGCCUCAAUACGAAGCAAAGAAAGAAGAGACCAAACAGGAGCAGAAGGAUAAUGAAGACCCUUACCACAUCGAAGUUAUCGACUACAAUCUGGCUGAUAAGGCGACUAUUGAACGUGCUCUCACCAGACCCGUACAAAAGACUCUGGAUAUCAUGAAACUCGUUCUUCCCAUUAUCAACAAUGUCAAGCAAAAUGGCGACAAGGCUCUCCUUGAGCUUACCGCUAAGUUUGAUGGUGUGACUUUGGACACUCCCGUUUUGAAGGCACCGUUCCCUGAGGACAUGAUGCAAAUUUCUGAUGACAUGAAAAAAGCCAUCGACAUUUCGAUUGCUAACAUUGAGAAAUUCCACGCGGCUCAAUUGCCUAAGGAAGAGAUGAUGACUGUGGAAACUUGCCCUGGUGUCAAGUGCUCUCGGUUUGCGAAACCCAUUGAAAAUGUUGGUUUGUACGUGCCUGGCGGUACUGCUGUGCUUCCCCUGACUGCCAUGAUGCUUGGUGUCCCCGCUAAGGUCGCUGGCUGUCGCAACAUCAUUUUUGCCUCGCCCCCCUCACGUGCCACUGGCAAGUUAACUCCUGAAGUGGUGUACGUUGCUCACAAAUUGGGUGCCAAGGCAAUUGUUAUGGCCGGUGGUGCUCAAGCUGUUACCGCUAUGGCCUAUGGUACUGAGCUGGUCCUUAAGUGUGACAAAAUUCUUGGCCCGGGUAACCAAUUCGUCACGGCGGCUAAAAUGUACGUGCAAAACGACACUCAAGCCUUGUGUUCAAUUGACAUGCCCGCCGGUCCUUCGGAAGUGUUGGUCAUUGCUGACGAGGAUGCCGACGCUGACUUCGUUGCCCUGGAUCUUUUGUCUCAAGCUGAACAUGGUGUGGACUCCCAAGUAAUUCUUGUUGGUGUGUCGCUCUCACUGAAGAAAAUCGCCGAAUUUCAAGAAGCCGUCUCUAGACAAGCUGCCGUAUUGCCUAGAAAGGAUAUUGUUGCCAAGUCGUUGGCUCACUCGUUCACUCUUUUGACCGACUCCUAUGAACAAGCAUUCGAAGUGCUGAAUAGAUAUGCUCCUGAGCACUUGAUUCUUCAAAUUGAGAAUGCUCAAAAGUUUGUGCCCUCCAAAAUUGAAAAUGCUGGGUCCGUGUUUGUGGGUGCUUUGCUGCCCGAAUCGUGUGGUGAUUACUCCUCGGGGACCAACCACACCUUGCCCACGUACGGUUAUGCCCGUCAAUAUUCUGGUGUGAAUACUGCCACAUUCCAAAAGUUUAUUACUGCUCAAGAUGUCACCGAGGAGGGAUUGAAUCUGAUCGGUAAAGCAGUGAUGACCUUGGCGGAAGUGGAAGGACUUGAAGCCCACCGUAACGCAGUCCACGUUCGCAUGGAGAAAUUGGGUCUUCUCUAG
Molecule: messenger RNA, 2490 nt
Organism: Diutina rugosa
Lineage: Eukaryota; Fungi; Ascomycota; Pichiomycetes; Serinales; Debaryomycetaceae
Gene: HIS4
Product: trifunctional histidinol dehydrogenase/phosphoribosyl-AMP cyclohydrolase/phosphoribosyl-ATP diphosphatase
Exons: 1
Coding region: 1-2490 (829 amino acids)
Biological process (GO): L-histidine biosynthetic process
Cellular component (GO): cytoplasm
Molecular function (GO): phosphoribosyl-AMP cyclohydrolase activity; phosphoribosyl-ATP diphosphatase activity; metal ion binding
Source: RefSeq, a predicted model, not a curated record